CGUAUGGAGUCUCGGUCAAAAGUCUACUAUUAAAGUUAUGUUUGAAAAAUCUCGGGGAAAUACCACAUCCCAAGAAAUUUUAAAGAAAAAUUUUGAUAAGCUUCGUAACCAAUGGGAAACUGAGGCGUAUCUUGAAAUAUCGAAGACGCGUCUUCGGGAACAUGCUGAUCAAAUAAUCGAAGCGAAAUGGGGCACCUUGGAAGGUUGCACUGCGCGUUAUCCUACUUGUGAUUCAAACUGUGAAGAUAUUAAAGACACCAGAUAUACACAUCAUACCUCCGUACAUGUGAUCAUGGUAGCACACGAAUUGCGUUGGAAAAGUAACAAUGUUGACCAAUUUGUUGAGUCAAACAUGUUGAUGGACAUCAACCAACCACCUUGGUUAAAAAUAGAGCAUAAAGAUGUUGCGGAUAACAAGAUAAGAAUUAUGCGUG
This is a messenger RNA of Ambispora gerdemannii, 434 nucleotides long. NCBI's taxonomy places the organism in Eukaryota, Fungi, Glomeromycota, Glomeromycetes, Archaeosporales, Ambisporaceae. The record is from the annotation of a GenBank genome assembly.